Molecule: messenger RNA, 2152 nt
Organism: Tilletiopsis washingtonensis
Lineage: Eukaryota; Fungi; Basidiomycota; Exobasidiomycetes; Entylomatales
Product: DNA/RNA polymerase
Exons: 4
Coding region: 101-2065 (654 amino acids)
Biological process (GO): translesion synthesis
Molecular function (GO): damaged DNA binding; DNA-directed DNA polymerase activity
Source: RefSeq, a predicted model, not a curated record
CUCGCCUUGGGGCGCGAGGUGUGGAGGCGGCGCCCGCUCUGCGGCACUCCCUUCGACCACACCUCAACGACCCGCAAGUCAAGCAGGAGAAAGAUGGAGGAUGGCACUAAGCAGCGAAGGCCCAGAUGGGCUGCAGGAUUGGCGUCGGGCCUCGGUUGUGCCGGGCGGUAACAGAUUGCCAACUCGAGACACGGCUGCACUGAGGGAUCCUCGCGCUGCUGAAGAGCAGACUGCUCUGCCUCCUGAUCUGCCGCUCGAGGCACCGCCUGGCCGCAUCAUCAUCCACCUGGACCUGGACGCGUUCUACGUCGGCGCCUCUCGACUGCGCGACGCAGACCUGAUCGGCAAGCCUGUCGGGAUCAAGCAGAAGGGUCUGCUGGCGACUGUCUCCUACGAGGCACGGGCGCUCGGCUGUGCAAAGCUCGGACGAGUGACAGAGUCGAUCGAGAGGUGUCCAGCGCUGAUUCUCGUCGACGGCGAAGAUCUGAGCUUUUUCCGAGCGACCAGUCGCAAGGUCUUCAGCCUCGUCUCGACUUCACUCGGCCCUGCCACGCCGGUAGAGAAGCUGGGCAUGGACGAGCUCUGGAUGGACGUGACGGCGCUCAUCGACGGGCACCUCAAUGCGUGGCCUGCCGCUGACGCCGACGGCCAGCGCUGGUUCUCUCUCCCGGGCAAGCAUGCUGCGCUCAAGGGUGACGCAGCGUCGUCGACGGGCUUUCACUAUUCAGCAACAGCAGCUACGGGCCAUGUCGACUCUGCUCUGCCGAGUCUGCGCUUCAUCAUCGCUUCCUAUCUCGCCGCGCACUUGCGAGAGCUGCUCCAGUCCCAGAUGUCGCUCAGCGCCAGCGCCGGCAUCGCGCCGAACAAGGCUCUGGCCAAGCUUGCAGGAGCAGCGCACAAGCCUGCCCAGCAGACUCUCUUCGCGCCCAGCGAUCCGCGCGACUACGCCGCAUACGUGGCCAAACGGCGACUACGCUCGCUCGGCGGCUUCGGCUCGUCGAUCGUCGAGCGCAUCACGGAUGCUCUUGCUGCUUCUCGCGGCAGUGAACCUUCUGCCGAGCAACACCCGGCAGACGCUAGCAGCUUGACGACGGCAGAGGUGCGCAAGCGCAUCGACCGGCAGGCGUUCAUCCACGCCUUCGGCACUGCAGGCCCGCGGCUCUGGGCGGCGCUCUGGGGCCAGGACUCGACGUCCGUCGUGCAUGCUCCCGAGUUCCCUUCGACGAUUUCGAUUGAAGACACCUACGCGCCGACCGGCGCGCCCGCCUCUGCGCUCAGCACCUUGACAGCCGCGCUGAUGCGCCGCCUCGACUUCGAGCUGCGCGGUAAGGAGAGCAAGGCGCCGCGCUUUGUGCGCACCGAUCGGCCGGCCUGGGGCGAAGGCGGCGGCCCGCUCGUGCGGUGCUACGAGCAGAUUGAUGACGGCGAGGUCGGGCCAUGGAUGCGCUGGCCGGCCGGCUUGAGGCUCAGCACCAUGAGCGGCGGCUGGGGCUCGCGCGUCAGCAGGCAGACGGCCAUGCCCGUCGAGCUCUUUGACGAGACUCUGACGCGCGAAGCUCGCCACGCUGCCUUGCUGCGCACCCUCGAAGGCCUGCAGCGCCUCAUGUGCAAGCCUGGCGCUCCGGUGCGUCUGCUCAACAUCGCAGCCUUCGAGCUGCGCACCGUGCCGCCCGAGAGGGCCAUUGGAUCAUGGCUGGCGGCUGCCGAGGCUCGCACCGCCCAGCGCCAGAGCAUCGACAUGGAGUUCCUGCUCUCGCUGCCCGCAGACAUUCGCGCUGAGGUGGCGGCGCAGCACGGCAUCGACCUCGACGACACUCGGCCCACGCAGCAGGUAGCGUGCCUCGUCUGUGGCGCUCUCACGCCGCCGUACCUGCUGCACGACCACGCCAUGUGGCCGGCCACUGGCGCGCCCGAUGCCGAAGCCGAAGAAGCGUCCGACCAUGACGACGCCGAGCAAGACGACUUGGCGCACUGUCCGCUGCCCUCGUGCGGCAUCUCCCUGCCCGCUCGUCUCGUCUACGAGCACAGGCGCUGGCACGAGGCUCGCGGCUCGACAUCACCCUGAGCGUACCUCUAGAGCAAGCUCGCACACCUCAAAUGAUACCCUGAUGCCAAGCUUCCUCCUCGAUACCUCCGGCGCGCUGUCAGCAGC